Conger conger (European conger) is the source of this 2455-nucleotide messenger RNA. RefSeq names its product nuclear receptor subfamily 1, group H, member 5 (gene nr1h5). Lineage: Eukaryota; Metazoa; Chordata; Actinopteri; Anguilliformes; Congridae. The record is from RefSeq and is a predicted model, not a curated record. Gene Ontology annotation, molecular function: zinc ion binding; RNA polymerase II cis-regulatory region sequence-specific DNA binding; nuclear receptor activity. The coding region runs from base 318 to 1784 and encodes 488 amino acids. Gene Ontology annotation, biological process: negative regulation of transcription by RNA polymerase II; bile acid signaling pathway; negative regulation of inflammatory response. The transcript is spliced from 11 exons.
UCCACCUCUGAGCUCUAGAGAGCAUGACAUAGACACAAAAGGAACUGAAAGCAGGAUGGGCCAAGUGUGGCCAACCCCGGUCCUGGGAAGCCACAAGGCCUUUUUGGGAAGCUUUUUGUUUUCACUUUAAAUUCUGCAACCACUGUAGACCCAGAAGCCUGGGCCCUGUUUCACAAAGCAGGAUUACUGUGUUAGCUGGAUAAGUGUGCCGCUGAACCUGAAACAUGCACUGAAGUGAAAAGAGCUGUUCCAGCUAACUCCGUAAUCUAGCAGGCCCAACCCAGUGCCCAGACGGUGUGGACCAAUCACGUGCUGAGAUGAGAGAGUGGACCGAGCCUGACAUGACCAUGGCAAACGGUGGCUACCUGUCUGUGUCCGAUGGGUAUGGCAUCGCUGAACCUCUGCAGUAUUAUGACGUGCUGGCGGACCCACUGUGCUACCCCUUCCAGGACGCGGAUCUGCAGGGCCUGCCCUACGGCCAGCCGCAGUACAGCCCCGUCAACAUGCAGUUCCCCCUGGCCUCCGCCCAGCCCUGCUACCCGCCCUACAGCUACGGCUCUCCCUGCCCUGAGCUGCCCUGCGAGCCUGGCCUGGAGGGGCCCAUGGAGGUGAGGGCCGGCUACGGGGGGCUGCCCAUGCUCAAACGCAGCAGGAUGGGCCCGGGGGGCAGGGUGAGGGGGCAGGACGAGCUGUGCGUGGUGUGCGGGGACAAGGCUUCGGGUUACCACUACAACGCGCUCACCUGUGAGGGCUGCAAAGGGUUCUUCCGGCGCAGUGUGACGAAGAAGGCGGUGUACCGCUGUAAGAGUGGGGGGUGCUGUGAGAUGGACAUGUACAUGCGCAGGAAGUGCCAGGACUGCCGGCUGCGGAAGUGCCGCGCCGUGGGCAUGCUGGCGGAGUGCCUGCUGACGGAGGUGCAGUGCCAGUCCAAACGGCUGAGGAAGAGCGCCAAGCACCGCGGCCAGUCCGCGAGCACCAGGAAGCCAGACGAGGAGGAGGGCACGGAGAGCAGGAGCGUCUCCUCCACCUGCAGGAUACCCGGCCAGGUGUCUGCAGACUUAUCGGCAGAAGAGCAGCACUUGCUGGACAGGAUUGUGGAGGCCCAUCGUCGGCACAGAACCCAGGACACUUCACACUGCAGGAUGCAGGAGUGGCCAGGCCUGGGGGUGGGGAUGGAGGUGCUGACAGACCUGGCCUCACCACACUGUCAGACACUGCAUAGGUUCUCCAGGAGUGUGCCAGGGUUUGAUCUCCUGGACUGUGAUGAUCAGAGAUCGCUCCUCUCCAGCUCCUCUGUAGAAGUCAUGUUCCUUCUCUCAGCGCAGCACUUCACCCAGGGACACCCAGAGGCCAGCCCAGCACUGUAUUCUCUGAGUAUGGAAACAUCCCCUCUUCACUGGAUAAAGACCCUAGACUCUAAAGAAUGUGAGAUGAAGAUCCUAACAAAUCCAGGAGUAAAUGAAGAUGUUUUGGGACCAGUGAUGAACUUUUUCCACAGCAUGGCUGCACUUGGGGUGACAGAAGCCGAGUAUGCCCUUCUCACUGCCACUGCAGUGCUGUGUUCAGACGGAGAGCCUCUUCAUGAUGCCACCAGUGUAGAGAGCAUUCAGGAGCCCAUCCUGGAGCUCCUCUCUCGGGUCUGCAGUCUACACUGUGGCCCCCGGGGGCCCCCUGACCCCCAGCGCUUUGCCCGUCUGUUGGGGAGGCUUACAGAGCUGCGGACACUCCGACACAACUACCUAACCCUGCUGAGACAUCAGUCCUGGGGGCUCCACGCCCAAUGAGAGAGGGGGGAGGAGGGGACGGGUCAUGACCAGAGAGAAGAGAAGAGAAGAGAAGAGAAGAGAGGAGAAGAGAAGAGAAGAGAAGAGAGGAGAAGAGACCCCUGGUGUAAAAUCCAGCUAUCACCAGUUUGAAACACCAGCUACCAACUGUUUCAAAAUAUAGCUUUAGCUGGUCAAACCAUGUUGAGUAUGGAGCUGGUCUAACUGGUCAACCGGCUACCAGCCGUUUCAAAAACCUAGCUUGAGCUGUUUUUUUUUCAGCAGGGGAACACCGUUUGGUUGGAUUAAAAAGAAACAUGGCUGCUGACUGUCACCGUGAUCCUGCAAGAGUCACCACCGUCUUCCUCCACUUCUCCUUCGUCAGACGAGAUUCACUUCUGAUCUGAGGACAGAUGCUUCCAGACACUUGACUUCAUUUUAUUGUUCCGUGCAGUCUGCACCAAAUUCUUAUCAAAUAAGAAGUCUGUUUAGCUGUUAUUAAAAUAAUAGUAUAAUGACAGAUGGAAGACAUUUGAAUAAAUAUUUUCUAUCCAUACGAUAACUGAUAUUACGCAUUUAGUAGUAAAAAUAAGCUUAUAAUAGGAGAAUCACUUCAUCCCAUUCAUUCUAUUGUCAGCCCUGUGGGUAUUCUUAAAUGAGCAACAGUAAAAAAAAAUAUUUUUUCUUUCAAA